This is a messenger RNA of Tetrahymena thermophila SB210, 888 nucleotides long. RefSeq lists its product as hypothetical. The record is from RefSeq and is a predicted model, not a curated record. Gene Ontology annotation, biological process: reciprocal meiotic recombination. Lineage: Eukaryota; Ciliophora; Oligohymenophorea; Hymenostomatida; Tetrahymenidae. Gene Ontology annotation, molecular function: double-stranded DNA binding. The transcript is spliced from 3 exons. Gene Ontology annotation, cellular component: nucleus.
AUGGAAUUCAAAGCCCUUUAAUAGUAACACAAUUUUCUUGAAAGAUUGGAUUUAUUAGGUAUAGGAAUAAAUAUAAAGUUUAAUAAAUAAGCUAGUCACAAAAAUAAAAAUGGUGGAUUAGUAACUGUUUGUUUACUUGGUAUUUUAGGAUAUCAAAUUAAACUUAUUCUUGAUUAGCUUUAUGACUACCCUCAUCCUUAUGUUCUUUAAGAAUAGAAAUUUACUGCAGAACCAUAACGUUAUAAUCUGACUUCAGACAAAUUCAUCUUAACUUUUGGCUUUCAAAAUUCUACUUCUCAACAUUACAUUGAUCCUACAGUUUAUAAUGCUACUCUUACGAUUAAAUAAACAAUAAAAACUAAAAAGGAAGCAACUGGGUAAUUCGUAGUUAGUACAACAAUAAGAACAGUAAAAAUAGAGCCAUGCAGGAUAGAUUAUUUCAAUAUUCUUGAAGUUAAUAACUAUUUUAUUUCAUUAAGCUACCAAAAUAUGUAUUGUAUUAGUACAGAAGAAACAGAUUUAUAUUUUUAAGGAUAAUUCGAUGCUCAACACUAUUCAGCUUUUGAGCUUGUGCUUGAUAAAUCAUUAUCUUAGCUUGGUGAUUAUUUAAUUUUGAAGAGCCGACAAAAUGAAUCAGAUAAGAAAAAAUAGGAUUAAAAUAAAAGCUCAUAAGAAAAUGAUAAGAAAGAAGAAAUGUAUGCCCAAGCAGCUGAUUAAAUUUUGAUUACAAAAGAAGAUCAAUAAAAAACAUCAUUCAAAUUUGAAUUAUAGAAAUCAAUAAAUUAAAAGUCCCAAGGUUCUUCAAGUAAAAAAGCAAUGGAGAAGAAUAAAAUAUUUAAUAAAGUAGAGUUUUAUAAAAAUUUGAAAGAGUAAACUAAACUGUAAUGA